Porites evermanni is the source of this 345-nucleotide messenger RNA. Lineage: Eukaryota; Metazoa; Cnidaria; Anthozoa; Scleractinia; Poritidae. The record is from the annotation of a GenBank genome assembly.
AUGAAUUUCAGUAAUUCCUCAGCCAGCAAGGAUGCUGCCGCUAGUUGUCGCCUGACGAAAAAGCAAGACAGCCACGCUGCUCUACCUGUUAUCGCGAUGAAUUUAGGAUCAUGUCCCGUUAUCAUCUUCAUGAACACGUUAAUUAUCUCUGCGAUAAAAACACGGCAACCAUUGCAGUCUAACUACAACAUACUACUGGCCUGUUUAGCGGCAACAGACAUGGUAGUCGGCUUGGUUUCACAACCAUUAUUCAUCGCACAAGAAAUUUACUAUCUCUCAGGUGCAUCGCUGGAGGAUUAUGAUUAUUGCGCCUUUUACAAAACGGCAGUCUUCUUCUAUAUUUUU